CAUGGGUGCGAUGUUCCGGGGCGAGGAGGUGGUACUGGCCCAACUCUUCCUGCCCACAGCUGCUGCCUACACCUGUGUGAGCCAGCUAGGCGAGCUGGGCCUCGUGGAGUUCAGAGAUCUCAAUGCAUCAGUGAGUGCCUUCCAGAGACGCUUCGUGGUGGAUGUCCGGCGCUGCGAGGAGCUGGAGAAGACCUUCAUGUACCUACAGGAGGAGGUGCGGCGGGCUGGCCUGGUGCUACCUGCACCCGAGGGGAGGCUGCCAGCGCCCCCACCCCGAGACCUGCUUCGCAUCCAGGAAGACAGUGAGCGGCUGGCCCAGGAGCUACGUGAAGUGCGGGGCAACCAGCAGACCCUACGUGCCCAGUUACACCAGCUGCAGCUCCAUGCCGCUGUGCUGAGCCAGGCCCACGGCCCCCCGGUGGAAGCCACCUACCCAGAUGGGCUGUCUGAGAGAAUGCCCCUGCUCCAGUCUUCCGGGGGACCACACCAGAGCCUGAAGGUCAAUUUUGUGGCUGGGGCUGUGGAGCCGCAUAAGGCUCCCGCCCUGGAGCGCCUGCUCUGGAGGGCCUGCCGAGGCUUCCUCAUUGCCAGCUUCCAGGAGAUGGAGCAGCCAUUGGAGGACCCCGUGACGGGCGAGCCUGUCACUUGGAUGACCUUUCUGAUCUCCUACUGUGGCCAGCAGAUCGGGCAGAAGAUCCGCAAGAUCACCGACUGUUUCCAUUGCCACGUCUUCCCAUUUGAGGAGCAGGAGACAGCCCGCCAUGGGGUCUGGCAGCAGCUGCAGCAACAGAAACAGGAGAUUCAGGAGGUCCUGGGGGAGACGGAACAGUUCCUGAACCAGGUGUUGAGCCGGGUACAGCGGCUGCUGCCGCCCUGGCAAAUUCAGAUCCGCAAGAUGAAAGCCGUGUACCUGGUCCUCAACCAGUGCAGCAUGAGUGCCACCCACAAGUGUCUCAUCGCAGAGGCCUGGUGCCCAACACGGGACCUGGCCACCCUGCAGCGAGUGCUGCAGGACAGCUCGAGUGAGGUGGGCGUAAACGCUGUGGUUCACUGCAUCCCCUGCCGGGACAUGCCCCCAACACUCAUCCGAACCAACCGCUUCACAGCCAGCUUCCAGGGCAUCGUGGACGCCUAUGGCGUGGGCCGCUACCUGGAGGUCAACCCAGCACCCUACACCAUCAUCACCUUCCCCUUCCUCUUCGCUGUGAUGUUUGGCGACGUGGGCCACGGGCUGCUCAUGUUCCUCUUCGCCCUGGCCAUGGUACUCUCUGAGGACAGGCCUUCUGUCAAGGCCUCACAGAAUGAGAUCUGGCGGACCUUCUUCGGGGGGCGCUACUUGCUUCUGCUCAUGGGCCUGUUCUCGGUCUACACUGGCUUCAUCUACAAUGAAUGCUUCAGUCGCGCCACCACCAUCUUCCCCUCAGGCUGGAGUGUGGCCACCAUGGCCAACCAGUCCGGCUGGAGUGACGCGUUCCUGGCCCAGCACCCGAUGCUCACUUUGGACCCCAAUGUCACCGGCGUCUUCCUGGGACCCUACCCCUUCGGCAUCGAUCCCAUCUGGAGCCUGGCUGUCAACCAUCUGAGCUUCCUCAACUCCUUCAAGAUGAAGAUGUCUGUGGUGCUGGGGGUCACCCAUAUGGCCUUUGGCGUGGUCCUGGGGGUCUUCAACCACGUGCACUUCCGCCAGCACUACCGGCUCCUGUUAGAGUUUCUACCCCAGCUGAUCUUCCUGCUGGGCCUCUUUGGUUACCUUGUCUUCAUGAUCACCUACAAGUGGCUGCAUGUCACAGCGGCUAAUGCUGCCUCGGCCCCCAGCAUCCUCAUCCACUUCAUCAACAUGUUCCUCUUCUCCAAAAGUCCCACCAACCGGAUGCUCUACCAGGGGCAGGAAGUGGUCCAAUACAUACUGGUGGUCCUGGCCUUGGCCAUGGUGCCCAUCUUGUUACUAGGCACACCUUUGUACCUACAUUGGCAGCACCGCCGCCACCACCUGCCCAGACCACAUCCUGGCCCACAGCAGGACGAGGAAAGGGCUGAGCUCCUGGACUCACAGGAUGGUGGCAGCGUGAACGGCUGGGGCUCUGUUGAGGAGGUGGGGUCCUCCAAAGAUGAGGAGCAUGCUGAGUUUGUCUUCUCUGAGGUCUUCAUGCAUCAGGCCAUCCACACCAUUGAGUUCUGCCUGGGCUGCAUCUCCAAUACCGCCUCCUACCUCCGCCUCUGGGCCCUGAGCCUAGCACAUGCCCAGCUGUCGGAAGUGCUGUGGGCCAUGGUGAUGCGCGUGGGCCUAGGCAUGGACCGUGAGCCGAGUGUGAAGGCAGCCGUGUUGGUGCCAGUCUUCGCCGGCUUUGCUGUCCUCACUGUGGCCAUCCUCCUGGUGAUGGAGGGGCUCUCAGCCUUCCUGCAUGCCUUGCGGCUGCACUGGGUAGAGUUCCAGAACAAGUUCUACUCAGGCACUGGUUACAAGCUGAACCCCUUCACCUUCACCGUGGAGGAUGAAUAG
Molecule: messenger RNA, 2500 nt
Organism: Chrysochloris asiatica (Cape golden mole)
Lineage: Eukaryota; Metazoa; Chordata; Mammalia; Afrosoricida; Chrysochloridae
Gene: TCIRG1
Product: T-cell, immune regulator 1, ATPase, H+ transporting, lysosomal V0 subunit A3
Exons: 19
Coding region: 2-2500 (832 amino acids)
Biological process (GO): vacuolar acidification; proton transmembrane transport
Cellular component (GO): vacuolar proton-transporting V-type ATPase, V0 domain; plasma membrane; vacuolar proton-transporting V-type ATPase complex
Molecular function (GO): ATPase binding; proton-transporting ATPase activity, rotational mechanism
Source: RefSeq, a predicted model, not a curated record